GUAACUGUUCACACAGCUAGUGAAUUGAGCCGUGAGGAGAAGUCCUGCUGCCGUGCCGAUAACAAACGCGCGAAUGAGAGGACUGUAACGGAUAUCCAUAUCAAUUUACUCUUCAUAACUUUGAACCCUUAGACCGUUAAACAAAACGUUCAUUUUUCAAACGCACUGCUGUGGUUCUUUCAUUCGGAGGGCUCGCCCUUUCUCCGGGAGUCUGAAUGGAAGGAGCUGAAGGAGCGUUUGGGCUGUCCGAGGCCAGGGAUGGGAGUCCGUUGUCCGGAGCCACAGCAUCUGAUGACACAGACACUGUCGUUGGAGUUAGCUAUGGAAUGGAUGCCGGCGAUAUGGAUGCUGCUGCUAGAAAGGCCUUCAUCACAGAGAUGCCCUCUUCCUCCGGCCUGCCCGGCCAGGGGAAGAAGAUCGGCCACAGAGGAGUGGACGCGUCGGGGGAGACCACCUACAAGAAGACCACCUCCUCUGCCCUGAAAGGUGCCAUCCAGCUGGGCAUCGGCUACACGGUGGGGAACCUGAGCUCCAAGCCUGAGAGGGACGUGCUCAUGCAGGACUUCUACGUGGUGGAGAGUAUCUUCUUCCCCAGUGAAGGCAGUAACCUGACCCCAGCACACCACUUCCCUGACUUCCGUUUCAAGACGUACGCCCCCGUCGCCUUCCGCUACUUCAGAGAGCUGUUUGGGAUCCGACCCGACGACUACCUUUAUUCCCUAUGUAACGAGGCCCUGAUCGAGCUGUCCAAUCCCGGGGCCAGUGGCUCGGUGUUCUACCUGACGAAGGACGAUGAGUUCAUCAUCAAGACCGUCAUGCACAAGGAGGCGGAGUUUCUUCAGAAGCUGUUGCCUGGAUACUACAUGAACUUGAACCAGAACCCUCGCACCCUGCUUCCCAAGUUCUUCGGCCUGUACUGCGUCCAGUCUGGAGGGAAGAACAUCCGGAUGGUGGUGAUGAACAACGUCCUCCCCAGGGUGGUCCGCAUGCACCUCAAGUACGACCUGAAGGGCUCCACCUACAAGCGCCGCGCCUCCAAGAAGGAGCGUGAGAAGGCCCGGCCCACCUUCAAGGACCUGGACUUCAUGCAGGACAUGCCUGAGGGUCUGCUCCUGGACCAGGACACCCACAGCGCCCUGGUCAAGACCCUGCAGAGAGACUGUCUGGUGCUGGAGAGCUUCAAGAUCAUGGACUACAGCCUGCUCCUGGGGGUGCACAACCUGGACCAGGCGGAGCGGGAGCAGCAGCUGGAGGGCUCGCAGGGCAGCAGCGACGAGAAGAGGCCCGUGGCCCAGAAGGCCCUCUACUCCACCGCCAUGGAGUCCAUCCAGGGGGGCGCCGCCUACGGGGAGUCCAUCGACACUGACGACACGAUGGGAGGUAUCCCAGCAGUCAAUCUGAAAGGCGAGCGCUUGCUCCUGUACAUCGGUCUGAUCGACAUCCUGCAGUCAUAUCGCCUUAUAAAGAAACUGGAGCACACAUGGAAAGCGCUGGUUCACGACGGGGACACGGUCUCUGUCCAUCGGCCGGGCUUCUACGGACAGUUCUUCAAGUUCAUGAACAGCACAGUCUUCAAGAAGAGCUCCUCGCUGAAGUCGUCUCCGUCUAAGAAGGGGCGCGUGGCGCUGGCCGUGCCCAAGUACUGCGGCCCGGGCGCGGCCUGGUCCGCCAGCCAGCUGGCCUCCGAGAGGGACGAGAACAUCUACGACCUGAGAGGAACCCGUAGCUUCCCCACCCUGGAGGACGAGGGGAGACAGGACCUCCCCUGCACCCCUCCUUCGUUUGAGGAAGCCACCACAGCCUCCAUCGCCACCACGCUCUCCUCCACCACCUCUCUGUCCAUCCCAGAGCAUUCGCCCUCGGACACCGCAGAGCACCCCCGCUACAGGAGGCACACCCAGUCUGUUAGUCACGAUGGCAGGACCCAGGAGGAGCAGCAGACCAUCACGGUGGAGGUGGAGGUGAAGAGACACGACAGUGAACCCACCAUCACAAGGAAUGAUGUCUGUAGCCUGCACACUUGUCUGUCCAACGUUUCCUCUAUGCAUCUCUAA
Messenger RNA from Osmerus eperlanus (European smelt), 2054 nucleotides. RefSeq names its product phosphatidylinositol-4-phosphate 5-kinase, type I, gamma a (gene pip5k1ca). Gene Ontology annotation, cellular component: plasma membrane. Gene Ontology annotation, molecular function: 1-phosphatidylinositol-4-phosphate 5-kinase activity. The record is from RefSeq and is a predicted model, not a curated record. Gene Ontology annotation, biological process: phosphatidylinositol phosphate biosynthetic process. NCBI's taxonomy places the organism in Eukaryota, Metazoa, Chordata, Actinopteri, Osmeriformes, Osmeridae.